Messenger RNA from Myodes glareolus (Bank vole), 4992 nucleotides. RefSeq names its product leucine zipper tumor suppressor 1 (gene Lzts1). Lineage: Eukaryota; Metazoa; Chordata; Mammalia; Rodentia; Cricetidae. Gene Ontology annotation, cellular component: dendritic spine. The record is from RefSeq and is a predicted model, not a curated record. Gene Ontology annotation, biological process: regulation of synaptic plasticity; regulation of dendrite morphogenesis.
UCUGAGGCCAGCGCGCCCGAGUAAGCGGGCGGGCGCGGGCCGGCUGCGACGGGGCUCCAGUCCGAAAGUUUCUCUGCCCUUCUGCUGCUCCUGGAGGCGGGACUUCAGCGCUGGGUCCAGCAGUUCUACAGAAAAAGAGACAGGGACACAACACAAAAUAUACCGAAAAAAUCAAAAUCUGCAGCCAUUUGCAGCUAACCCCGAGGCGCAGGAAGACAGGCAGGUCCAUGGCUUGUCCAGGCUCUGAGAGGGUUCUGCUCUGACCACAGUCCCCUGGCUGAACCAGGACUACAUUUUGCUGCUACAGUGUCUUCAGGUCCCUGUUCUACCCUGCAGGCCCUUAGCCAAGCGUCGCCAUGGGCAGCGUCAGCAGCCUCAUCUCGGGCCACAGCUUCCAUAGCAAGCAUUGCCGUGCCUCACAGUACAAGCUGCGCAAAUCCUCCCACCUCAAGAAGCUCAACCGGUACUCGGAUGGGCUGCUGAGAUUUGGCUUCUCCCAAGACUCGGGACGUGGCAAGUCCAGUUCCAAAAUGGGAAAAAGUGAAGACUUCUUCUACAUCAAGGUCAGCCAGAAGGCCCGAGGCUCCCACCGCCCAGACUACACAGCCCUAUCCAGUGGGGACAUGGGGGGCCAGGCUGGGGUAGAUUUUGAUCCAGCCACCCCACCUAAGCUUCUGCCUUUCUCCAAUCAGCUGGAUAUGAGCUCAGACAAGGGGCCAGCGAGGCCCACUGCCUUCAAGCCUGUGCUGCCACGGUCCGGAGCCAUCCUGCAUUCGUCACCUGAGAGUGCCAGUCACCAGCUUCACCCCAUGCCUCCAGAUAAGCCCAAGGAACAGGAGCUAAAGCCAGGCCUGUGCUCAGGGGCACUGUCUGACUCAGGCCGGAACUCCAUGUCUAGCCUGCCCACACAUAGCACCACCAGCAGCUACCAACUGGAUCCUCUGGUCACCCCCGUGGGGCCUACCAGCCGUUUUGGGGGUUCAGCCCACAACAUCACACAGGGCAUCAUCCUUCAGGACAGUAAUAUGAUGAGCCUGAAGGCUCUGUCCUUCUCUGAUGGCGGCAGCAAGCUGGCUCACCCCGGCAAGGUGGACAAGGGCUCCUCGUGUGUGCGCUCCCCGCUCUCCACGGACGAGUGCACCAUCCAGGAGCUGGAGCAGAAGCUGCGGCAUAGGGAAACUGCCCUGCAGAAGCUCCAGCGCAGUUUCGACGAGAAGGAGUUUGUCUCGGGUCAGCCCUUCGAGGAGCGGCCCAGGCGCCCCAGGGACGAGCUGGAGUGCCUGGAGCCCAAGGGUAAGCUGAAGCCGGCCUCCCAGAAGAGCCAGCGCACACAGCAGGUGCUCCAACUGCAGGUGCUCCAGUUGCAGCAGGAGAAGCGGCAGCUGCGGCAGGAGCUCGAGAGCCUCAUGAAGGAGCAGGACCUUCUGGAGACCAAGCUGAGGUCCUAUGAGCGGGAGAAGACGAACUUCGCCCCUGCACUCGAGGAGACCCAGUGGGAGGUGUGCCAGAAGUCAGGCGAGAUCUCCCUUCUGAAGCAGCAGCUCAAAGAGUCUCAGAUGGAGGUGAACACGAAGGCCAGUGAGAUCCUCAGUCUGAAGGCACAGCUGAAGGACACCCGGGGCAAGCUGGAGGGCAUGGAUCUGAAGACACAGGACUUGGAGAGCGCCCUGCGCACCAAAGGGCUGGAGCUGGAGGUCUGUGAGAAUGAACUGCAGCGGAAGAAGAACGAGGCGGAGCUGCUGCGAGAGAAGGUGAACAUUCUGGAGCAGGAGCUGCUGGAGCUGCGGGCCCAGGCGGCCUCCCUGGGGCCUCUGGGGGUGGGGCCGACUUUCUCGGAGGACAUCCCUGCUCUGCAGCGGGAGCUGGAGCGGCUGCGGGCUGAGCUGAAGGAGGAGAGGCAGGGCCAUGACCAGAUGUCCUCCGGCUUCCAGCACGAGCGGUUAGUGUGGAAGGAAGAGAAGGAGAAAGUGAUUCAGUACCAGAAGCAGCUGCAGCAGAGCUACCUGUCCAUGUACCAGCGCAACCAGCGUCUAGAGAAGGCCCUGCAGCAGCUGGCCCGUGGGGACGGGGCAGGGGAGUCCUUUGAAAUUGACCUGGAGGGAGCUGACAUUCCCUAUGAGGACAUCAUAGCCACUGAGAUCUGAGGGGCUGCCUAGGGGAGGGAGGGUUGGGGACUGGACCCCAGAAGGCCGGGAGGUCUGAGCCUGUUCAAAGAGGCAUUUUGAGCACCUCUGAGAGACGUCACCUCUGGGGCCCAGACUCAGGAGUCCCCAGUGGUGGAGACGUAGUCUUUCCUCUCCUCUUGCCUUUUCCAAUCUAACUACCCCUGCUGCUUAUUGGACCUUGAUCUCUGAACCCCAAGCGCCCGUGGAUGUGUGUUCAGGGGGCUUCCUGUGCUGGUUGAUGUUUCCCUCCACUUUGGUCUCAUUCACAGUAGAGGUAAAGGCACUCCAUCAGGGGUGGGGACAUCUGCCAUAGGCCAAGUGGCCACCCAAGGACAGAAACAUCUUCCCUGUCACCCCAAGCCCGUCAUCCCCUAAGCAUACGGGGAUGUCUUGAGAUAGAAGCCAUGCGUAACCAGAAGCCUUGGACACGCUCCUCACUACAGCCUGUUCUUCUCCGACUGCAAAGGUGGAGGAGUUGGGUUGCCACACGGUUUAGCCAGCAAGCCAUGGGAGGAGAGGGUGGAUGGACAGUCCUGCAUUACAGAAUCUUCAUGGGUCUCACAGAGCUCAGAGAGAGAGGUGAGGGGAGAGAACCAUGGCCCACAGUGGGAUUCAGAGUCUAAAUGAGGUGCACAACCCCUCCACCCCCAGUGGUCACUCCGUUUAAAGCCAUAGAUAUUGGGGUCCCAGGUGCAGUACAUGGAAAUGAUAGACAGCAUAGCUUCACUCCCAUUCCAGGGGAGCCUCCUAUUUGCUACAGCCGAGGCCAAGGCAGGGUCUUCGCCGAAUGGUUCAGUUGGCCAGCUGCCAAUAUGGAACCCCGUCCCCCCCAACAGAGGCUCUUGCUUGGGUCCAGAGUAGCUCAUCCACUUAGGUAGUGUGCCUGGGAGCGAGGCGCUAGCCUCCCUUUCCUACAGCAUCUUCAGAACUAUGCUAGAAUUCUGUAGAGGCUGGGCGGGGUUAUCAGUGUAGUCCAGGCAGGCAGAGCAGGGACAGGGAACAUACACAGAGCCUCCAUGUGGAGCCCUACGCGGUAAAGAUUCAGUCUGGAGAGCAGCACGUGAACCCGCGGGAGCCUGGACUUGUCUUCUGCUAGAAGCAGAGGGAAGUACAGUCGCUUAGUUCAAGAAAUUAUCGUCUCUCCCCUCCCCCCUCCCAUUCUGUAUUUUCCAAGGCAAGCCAGAUUAAGCAGGCAGCCAGGCUGCUCCAUAUUCUAUUUUUGGUUCUUACCACAGCUGUUGUCGGUAGGACACCCAGCCAUGUGCUGCCUGGUGGGCGGGACCCAGGGGAUGGGAGAUGGAAGGGAGGGUCUGGGUGCUUGGCAGUCCAGGAGCCAACUCUAGUUCUACGUUCUACCUCCCGAAUGCUGGCCGCUGCAGUUCCUGGUGGACCCCAGCCCCCCGACCUUGGCUUUCUGUGGACUUUCUGCCCUUCCUAGUGUCUGCAGGGUGGGUGCCUCCCCCCUCCCCUAGAUGGCUCAGCUGUCUGAUCCCGGGGUUAGGCUUGGCCUCUUCAGCUGACUUCCAGUGUCACCCUGUCCUCUGGUCUCCCAUAGCCACACGCUCAAUUUAAACCUGGAAUUGACAGGCCAAAGAUGACACCUCCCGCUUGCAGGAUCAUAACCUCCACUAAGGUUCAUAGCCCAGUUUAAAAAAAAAAGUUCCUGUUCCCCCAGCCCUUCGUUCUCUACCGGUCUGUGCCUUGUUUGAGUCCUUCACAUUGAGACUGUCCAACAGAGGGAGCGCAAGAUGGGGGUUAGCUGCCUCUCCUUAGACGGUAGGACUCCACCUUCUGAAAGAACAGCCAGAAGCCCAGUGCUGUGCCAUAGAGUUCUUGUUCAAAGGGAAGUGGGUGCCAUGCCUGGGCCAGGCACACAGGCAGAGACCUUGCACUCUGUAUCUGUGCUGGGUGCCUUCUACUCACAGGGAGUUCUUCCCGCGACACUGCCCAGUGACCCUGCUCCAAGUCAUCUUUGAGACCUUUGUCUGGGAUUUACCCAACAAUCAAGGUGGCAGACACCCAUUCAAGACUACUAAGAGCCCACGAUCCCAGGGUAACUCACGAUACGUGUAACCCAGUAGCCUUGCCUUCCUGUGGCCUUCCUUUCCAUCUCUGCCCUAAAGCAUUCUGUCUGUGGUCCGUGCCCGCGUUGAGAGGCUCAGGUUGGACAGCCAUUGAGUAGGGCUGGGAUGUGUGGAUUCAAGGCAGACAACCAGCCUGCCAUGGGCUGUCUCUCAGAUCCAGGCGUUCCCCAGAGAUGCCUGGUCUGGGAAUGCUGCUGCCCUCUGAAGGAAGCCAACAUGGCCUUGCAGGAAGGGCCUGCUUCAUGUCUUGCAAUCCCAGACUCCCAUGGGGUACCUCCACGCUCAGUUCUGUUCUCUCUAGGUGCGCUUGAGCUUCAGCAGGGGACCAACCAUUUGGAGGACUUAGCAUCUCUCCUCUGAGAGACACUUGCUGGCCCUCUUGUCCCUGACUUCAGCCUGACUGUGUCUUGCUUGAGAGAGAUGUCCAAGGGAAAGCCAGGCUGGACCAGGGAUUUCCCUAGAACCUGAGCUCUCCUCAGAUGCCACAUAACAGACCACAGCACCCUUCGGUGGCACCUGCUUUCCCCUUUGACCACUCUGGAGCCCUUGGCGGAGGCUGGCUUCUGAGGGGCUGGCAUUUUGAAGACUGUGUACAUAGUUAUUUUUCUCUCCCUUGUUUGUGGUUUGCUUUGCUCUUGAUGGCUUCAUUUUGUUUUAUUUUUGAAGUUCUUUGUUGGCCCUGUAAACUAUUUCUGGUAAUUUUAUGUUUUUAUUUAUGAAUAAAGAAUGCCAUUUCUCAUGUC